AUGGAUGGAGGUGAAAGAGUUCAAGCAACUGGGCUAUACAAGACUGACAUUGAGUUUAAUCUUUUGGACAAUGAGCUAUGUAGAAGCUUAGCUGUUUUCCCUGGUUACAACAAAGAUUCCUUCAUUCGAGCUGCAUGGACCCGGAGAUCUCGAGGUGAGGCUGCAAAAAGACCUAAUAGGAAAUCAUGGUCGCAAAGGACAGAUAUGUACAUGAGGCCAUUUUUACUGGAUGUUUUCUUUUCAAAACGAUUUAUCCAUGCCAAAGUGAUGCACCGGGGUACCAGCAAAGUGAUAUCCGUGGCUAGCACGAAUUCCAAGGAUUUGAGGUAUUCGUUGACGUCGCUUGUCGACAACGAUGCGUGUCGAGUCAUAGGAAACCUGAUCGCAGAGAGGUGCAAGGAUGCUGAUGUAUUUGCAAUGUCUUUUGAGCCCAAAAAGAAUGAGAGGAUUGAGGGUAGGCUUGGAAUUGUUCUUGAUACCAUUAGGGAGAACGGAAUCAUGUUCGUUUAG
Molecule: messenger RNA, 510 nt
Organism: Prunus armeniaca (apricot)
Lineage: Eukaryota; Viridiplantae; Streptophyta; Magnoliopsida; Rosales; Rosaceae
Source: the annotation of a GenBank genome assembly